UUUUGAGUUAGGCUAUGAUGCUCAUUGCUGAUACAAUAAAAAGUUCCUUGCAAAGGCUGCAAUGAAAGAGAGGUGGUACCAUGUUAAAUGCAAAUGUGAUGUAUAUGAUUUCUUUUUAGAUGGAUGUCAAUACAUUUUUUAACUUAUUUUCUUUCUUAGAGUAUUAUAUUACAAAUAAGGGGAGGGGAUUUGUACUGGAGGAAUCUAAAUUCCUACACUAGUCCAGACAUAUGAGACUUCAGAGGAUAUUUAAAACAAUUCCAAAAUAUAUCUUUUGCUUCAAAAAUUUUUUCUUAAGAUUAUUUAGGAACCAUACCAUUUUAGUAGUUCAUUCUAAUGGUUGGAGUGUUACAUUUAGAAGUUAAUAUGUUAUCCUAUCGUGGGGGAUUCAAUAUUUUAUUAUUCUUAAAUCCGAGAAAUACCAGAAAUAAUAUCUUGAAGAAACUACUAUAGAUAAAUUAUUUCACUUUUUUACAAUGAUUUUUAAUAACAGAGUUACAUAGAAAUCUACGUACACAAUAGGUUCGAUGUUGAGAUAUCUACAACAUAAACCUCUAUAUCCAAGAGAUUAUCAAGAAAAAAAAGUGACAGUUUGAGAAAGCCAACAAGUUCACAAAUAAGUUCUGAUGCUUGUGUUAAUAGAGAUGGAAGAAACACGCUGUUAUGGUCAAGGUCGCAUAUAAUUUCAGCUUAUUUUUUCAAAAAAAAAAAAAAAAGAAGAAGAAGAAGAAGAAAGAAAAAAAAGCAAACAAACAAAAUGGUAGCGAGCAGCAGUUGUUGCAUAUAGUUAUCAGCAAUUUGGAGCAAUUUUCUGGAGGGACUCAUAGUGACUAUGACAAAGGGUGUGAACUCAAUUUCCCUUUGUAGUACCACUCAAUGCAGAUUCGGUUAUUGUAGACUCCACCUGCAUUGUGUUCUAUGAACAGAAUAUGGUUGCCCUAUUUAAAUUUGGACCUUUUUGUAUGCGAAGGUUGUCUAUCAAUUCAUUUCUAAACAAGUAUCAAAGAAUAAGCAAAAGAAACAGGAAAUGAUACUGAAAAUCUAUUUGUAUUAUGUUUUGGUAGGAAAUUUACUAACAAAGGAAUUCAUCUAAAUUCCAAAAGGCUUGAGAUUGUAUUUAUACACAACAUUCAAGCAGGAAAUGGAAAGAAAACAAGUUGGGAGAAAAAAAAAUAUGCCAAGAAUUGGUUAAUGGUUAUUUUGCCAUAUUCAUCUUCAAGAGUGUUUUAAUCUAGAAGUGAGAUCAAUGAAGCAGUCCUUGCAAGUAAUUGUUAGACCUUCCUGUGGAUGAUGGAAACCGAAACCUUCUUCUGCUCAAUUGAGUAGUUGGAGAAAAGGAUGGUUCAAAUAUGAAAUGGGAACCACAAAAAGCUUCCUUUGGAUAUCUCCCACAUAUACUACAAAUUAACCUUUAGGAACAACAGCUGAUUGCUUGAAGUUAAAACCCACUUGCAUCUUGAGAAUUUGUUUGGCAUUAUGAACCAGUAAUGAUGGCAAACGAAUCCCCAUUGACUAAUCUAUUUGCAACGGUUUGAAAGACAAUAAACAGAUCUGAAGUUGAGCCUUGAUUCGUGUAAAAAAAAGUUGGAAGUAGAAUCGUGAAAUCUGGUAUUUGAAACUCAUUUAGGAUCUAUAUUUAUAGAAUCAUGAGGAAAUAAGUUACCUGAGCAUUUCUAGUGAGCAUAUAAAAGUGGGCUUCCUAGACAACUUAGAGGACCCACUUACCAUGCCAUGACUUUUUCAUCUCACAAGAAUUUUCCAUUCCCAUCUCAUCCUUUCUUCUUGGCUCCAUGUGUGCUGGAUAUAUAUGCCACACCUUGCUUGUUCCAGUGGGAUAACAAAUCAAAACAGAUGGCUUGUAAAAAGAAGCCAACAUAUCCUUGUGAUUGGACCUUGUUGCAAGAGGACAUUGCUUCAUCAAUGGACCUAGCUUCUAGGUAAAGGGAAGCGACUCCAGAUGCAUGAAAUCAUCAUCAUAUCAGCAUCUCAUAUUUCAUCUGAUUCACAGAUUGGUUAGGUCCACUAAUAAAGCACUUAAUGAGAAUUGGAGCGUAUCACAUGGUAUGUUGCUACUCAUUUGACAAACUUCGUGAAAUUUUCUUGGCCUCCUUUUAUUGGAAAAAGUGGGCCGAGUCAGAACGCAAAUGAAAUUCUAAUGGAUAGAACAAACCCAUGUGAGCCUUUGAAGAAGUUGGUCCUUAUCCACUAUACUCUUUUUGUUCUCCUCUCCAGUUCCUAGUUUAUAAAUACCCAUAAGAAUAAAGCCAUUCUCAUCCAGCAAAUACUCCAUUUCCUACAUCAAAUUCCAUACCAAGCAAAACACCAUUCAAACUCACUCACCCUUCUCUUUUUUCGAGUAAAUUUCCAAUAUGGGAAUCCGUCUGCCAUCGAUUCUUCUUGAUGCCAAGCAGAUUCUGAAAAUGCAAGCUACGUCAGCCAGAAAUCAAUCCGAUGUUCCCAAAGGUCAUAUUGCAGUUUAUGUGGGAGAGAUUCAAAGGAAGAGAUUUGUAGUCCCUAUAUCAUAUUUGAAGCAUCCUUCUUUUAUGGAUCUGCUCAAUAGAUCAGAAGAAGAAUUCGGAUUUUGCCAUCCAAUGGGUGGCUUGACGAUUCCAUGCAGAGAAGAUGCUUUCAUAAAUCUCACUGCUAGGCUGCAUACAUCAUGAAAGUUGAAAGAACAAAAAAAAAUAUUCUUGAUCACAGUUUUGUCAACUCCAAUUUUAGGAAGUAGAGUAGGAUAAUACUGUACAAACUUGGUUGUUUGAGCAAUGGAAAAUACAUUCUUCUCAUAUGAAAAUUUUGCCUCUUCA
Molecule: messenger RNA, 2807 nt
Organism: Benincasa hispida (wax gourd)
Lineage: Eukaryota; Viridiplantae; Streptophyta; Magnoliopsida; Cucurbitales; Cucurbitaceae
Source: RefSeq, a predicted model, not a curated record